Messenger RNA from Clonostachys solani, 1185 nucleotides. The record is from the annotation of a GenBank genome assembly. NCBI's taxonomy places the organism in Eukaryota, Fungi, Ascomycota, Sordariomycetes, Hypocreales, Bionectriaceae.
AUGUCCGUUACUUCUGUCAGAGAAGGGGGUCCAAUCCUCAAGGGUCCAUGGGACUUCAAAGACAGCCCAAUCAGCCGCGUUGCCGAGCAGCCGCUGUUACUAGGGUUAUUCCUUAACUUACAAGACAUCAAGACGUCCACCCACCCAACAACUAAUAGCUGGACCUUCGAGUAUAAUCUCGCUUUGGUUCAGAAGGCUGAAGAGCUGGGUUUUGAGCUUGCCUUUAGCCGCUCUCAGUGGCUCCCUAAGGGCGGAUAUGACGGAGAGGCGUCAAUCGAUGCUUUUGUGGCCCUUGGAGCGAUGGCCGCCGCUACAAAACACAUCAUGCUCAUUUCAACCCUGCAUGUUUUGUACGGCCCACUGCACCCCUUACACAUCGCAAAAUGGGGGGCCACAUUAGAUCAUAUUUCCAAGGGUCGUUGGGGAAUUAACAUCGUCACUGGUCAUCGGACCGUUGAGGCUGAGAUGUUUGGUCGACAACAGAUUGAGCAUGAUAAACGCUAUGCGAUGGCGGGCGAGUUGUUUGAAGUUGUCAAUAGUCUCUGGGGUGAGACCGAGAACCUAACCUAUGAAGCAAAGGCAACUGAAAAUAGCUGGCGGUUAGAAAACGCUUGGAUUACACCGAAGCCGAUAUACGGCCGGCCUAUCUUGGUAAACGCUACAGGGUCAGCCGCCGGAAUCGACUUUGCGGCCAAGUACUCCGAUCUCAUAUUCAUCACAUCACCGGGCGGUGCGCAUAUCGACAGCGCUCUCGAGACAUUGCCCGCACAUAUUGCCACCAUUAAGGAGGCAGCUAGAGCGGUUGGACGGAAAGUCAAAACACUAAUCAACCCUAUUAUCAUCUCCCGCGACACACCUGAGGAGGCGGAGGCUUAUGCAGACAGCAUCGCCGAAGGGAGCGCUGGAUCACUUGGCAGCUCCAAGUUCAACAACAAUGCAACGGCGUAUAAGAGCGAUGCCCAUGGUUGGCGAGGUCGAAAAGACCCCAACCACAAACAGGGUCGCAAUCUUGGUGGCAAUAUAGAAAUCAUCGGCUCUCCAGAGCAGGUGGUAGCUCAGAUUAAGGCCCUACACAAGACAGGCGUAGAUGGCAUCCAGAUGAACUUUUACGACUUUGCGCCAGACCUAGACUACUUUGGCCAGAAAAUCCUACCACUACUCAAAGAAGCUGGUCUCCGUCUCUAA